Messenger RNA from Dimorphilus gyrociliatus, 1554 nucleotides. The record is from the annotation of a GenBank genome assembly. NCBI's taxonomy places the organism in Eukaryota, Metazoa, Annelida, Polychaeta, Dinophilidae.
UACGCCCAUAUACUAUACUUUUAACAUAUAUAGUACAUAGAUUUACUCAUUUGUACACGCCUACCAAAAAAUAAAUUACCGUAGAUUGUUGUAUUUUUUAGACGUGAGCAAACAGCGGUUUGAUGAAAAACAAGGGUCAGUUUAAAGGUCAAAGUUGACGAAAAGCUUGUAGUGCUAACAAACUUGACGUUUUGACUGUAAAAGGCCGCGUCCUGACCGCGUGCCCAGUCGUAUGUUUAUUCUGUCGUAUAUAUACGAAAAAGAGGUAGGAGAGUGGAGGGGAGGAGGUUUAAAAGAAAGUAAUAAUCGAACACAUAAAGAGGAUCUACUUAUGAGUGUCUUGUUUGUGUACAUGAAACUGUUGACUGUCGAUUGAAAACUAUUCUAAACGCCGCUCUUCAAAAUGUUCUCAAAAUGAAAUAGGAUCGGACCGAUCGAUUCGAAUAUGACCACUCACGUUCGAAUUGAGGGCGGGUCUCUUUCAUUAUUUCUUUCUUUAAAAGUCUUAUAACCUCUUCUUUUUUCCAUUCAUUCUUUUUUUCUCUCUCACUCUUUCUAUCAUUCUUUUCUCAUUCUUCCUUUUAAUCUUUUUUCGGCUGAUUAGGCGCUUAUUGAUACAGGUGUUUCAAUUACUGAUUAGCCUUAUCUAUAACGCAGAUGGAGACUACGAUGCAACAAGCAAAAUCUUUGGGCUUUAGCAUGAAGGAUAUCUUGGAUAUGCCGAACAACUCUACUGGAUCACCAAGCGUACUACAAGACAACCCCUACGCUCAAUGGCUGGCGGAUCAUCAACCUUUUUCCAUGCACCAGCAAUCGACGACUGCAGUCGGAGAUGAACAACGUCAAAGAAAGACUCCAUCGAGCCCGUCAGAUCACGGUAGCGCUGUUCACGACUCGUCGCCCAAUAAACACGAAGAUGAUGAAGAGGAGGAGGAUGAUAGUGAGGUAAAUUCCGAGAAUGAAAAUCAAGAGAAUUCAACGUCGACCACCGACGAACCAAAGACCGACGGUCCUCCUAAAAAGAAAAAGCGUCGAGUACUGUUUUCCAAGGCACAAACAUACGAAUUAGAACGUCGUUUUAGGCAACAACGUUACUUAUCCGCCCCAGAAAGGGAGCACUUGGCAAGCAUCCUUCGACUCACGCCCACUCAGGUAAAAAUUUGGUUCCAGAAUCAUAGAUAUAAAUUGAAAAGGGCAAGACAAGAAAAGGGCUUACAUGACGCCAUAAACCCCUUACCAUCACCAAGAAGGGUUGCUGUUCCUGUGCUAGUUAGGGACGGCAAGCCAUGCCAUCCAAUUCCAAGACCUCCACAUCAUCAUCAACCACAUCCGUCCAUGGCGGCUAUGGCUCCAUAUGCGCAAAGCGACUUUAUUGCAGCGGCACCAUCCUGCGCUUUAGGUUCAUGUUCGCCAUUUUCAUCAUCACCCUACUGCCCUCCUCCUCCUCCUACCGUGCCUUCCUACAGUAUGCCUCCUCCGCCGCCCCCCUCCUACGGACAACUGGGGUCGCGUUCAGCGGCUUGGUGGUAGAAAAACUAUUAAUUUAUACUUACG